ACGUUUUAAACCGCGUAUUUAACAGUAGUGCCAACAUACGAUGGAUUUCUAUGAUCAUGGAUACGAAGAGAACAAACUUGGGAUGACCGUAACGAGUGGUUGUGUGAAACUUAAAAAGGACCCACAGAAUCUAGUGGGUAUAAGUAUUGGAGGGGGAGCCCCAUACUGUCCGUGCCUUUAUGUUGUUCAAAUAUUCGACUCCACACCAGCUUCAGAAGAUGGUAGUCUUCAAGCUGGGGACGAAAUAACUGGUGUCAAUGGUAUAUCUGUAAAAGGCAAGACGAAAGUGGAAGCUGCGCGACUCAUUCAAAGUUUCAAGGAUGAAGUAAGAAUUAACUAUAACAAACUUCAUGCAGACCCAAAACAAGGAAAAACGCUAGACUUAAUAUUAAAAAAGGUGAAACAUCGUAUUGUUGAAACGAUGGAAUCUAGUACAGCUGAUGCUUUAGGUCUAAGCCGAGCUAUUCUUGUAAAUGAUGGUAUGGUUAAAAAGUUGGAAGAACUCAAUAAAACAUCAAAUGUGUUUUCGGGUAUGGUAAAUCAUGCAAAAAAAUUGUUACGUGCAAUCUAUGAACUUUCUCGUAUCUAUGCUGUAUUGGGAGACACAUUUUCAGAAAUUGGCGUUAAAGAGCCCAUGGCAUGCACAAGCGAAGCUUUUACUCAGUUUGGUACGAUUCAUCGAAGUAUGGAGCGUUUUUCGAUUGAAAUGUUGAAAAAGAUUAAGCCAAUGAUCAUGGAUUUAAACACAUUUCUACAUAAAGCGGUUCCUGAUACAAAGUUAACAAUCAAAAAAUAUUUAGAUGUCAAAUUUGAAUAUUUGUCUUAUUGUCUUAAAGUAAAGGAAAUGGACGAUGAAGAGUAUGGUUUUGCUAUGGUUCAAGAACCACUAUAUCGUGUAGAAACUGGAAAUUAUGAAUAUAGACUUGUUUUAAGAUGUCGACAGGAUGCACGUACACGGUUCGCUAAGAUGCGCAAUGAUGUUUUAGUAAAACUAGAAUUAUUGGAUAAUAAACAUGUACAAGAUAUCGUGUUUGAGCUACAACGUUUCAUCGAUGCUAUGGCCACCUACCAUGAUCAAUGUUAUGGUGUCAUGAAGCAAAUUAAAAUUUUUCCACUUGAAGUGGAUCUGGCAAGAGAUGCGUUUGCGUACAACCUAGGGAUUUUUAAUACAGGCGAAGAUGAAGGCGGUGAAGAUAUUGAUGAGGAUGUAAUCAACACUGAGUCAGUUGGAGAAAAAUCUGUCAGUAGCAAGUAUAACCAGUUAACUGACGAUGUCAAAUUAAUAGACCUGGCAGGGAUAAAUUCCAAAAGCCGAUAUUCUGAAAAUGAGGGUGAUGAUGAGGUGUUAGAUAUGAACAACUGGAACUCUUUAUCUACUUGGGGUCCUCAUACAGGUGACAGUAAAUCGAAUAAACAGGAGGCUGUUACAGACUUGCUUUGUUUUGACUAGUUAUCGUUCUGCUUUACAUCAUUAGUGUACAUAUACUAUGAAUCCCUUUUUUUAAUAAGUAUCUUUUGUAGUGAUUGUACUGCAUUCACUAAAAAUGUGAUUUAAUAAUGUGAUAUUUCUGCUUUGCUAAAUUCCAUGACUUAAUUUCGUUUAUUAUUCGGUUUUGUGUUUUUGUUUACUCUUUGUGGAACAAUACAUAUUAAUAAUUAUCGUACACUUCUCUUGCUACAGUUUGUUUCAUGUCUGAGGGGAGUGGUUGUGAUCAUGCGAAUAUUUUUAAUCUAAUAUAUUGUUGAACAGUUUGUUCAUUCCAAUAAAAAGUUUCGUUACUUAUUGUCA
Molecule: messenger RNA, 1789 nt
Organism: Schistosoma margrebowiei
Lineage: Eukaryota; Metazoa; Platyhelminthes; Trematoda; Strigeidida; Schistosomatidae
Source: the annotation of a GenBank genome assembly